UCCGCCCUCCGAGUCCAGCCCGUAUGAUUCCCACACAGCGGAGCCACUGACCCCGCCAACGCCGCCAACACCGACCCCGCUGGAUUCUUACCCUGCUGGAAUUCAACUCCGACGCGCAAAUCUGUGGUUCCAAUUUUUUAAUAUCGCAAACUGAGUCCUGCAAAACAUGAUGGAGCUGAGGGACGACCGGCGAUUCCACAAUCUAACCCAAGAGCAAGUGGAGACACUGGAUCAGGUUCUCACGGAGGUCAUUCCUAUUCACGGAAGGGGCAACUUCCCCACCCUGGAGAUCAAGCCUAAAGACAUCAUCCAUGUCGUCAGAGAGAGGCUGGUUUCCAAAAGCAUCAAGGUGAGGGACGUCCGUCUCAAUGGCUCCACGGCAAGUCACGUACUGGUCAAAGAGAAUGGGACAAGCUAUAAGGAUUUGGACAUUAUCUUUGGUGUGGAGCUUCCUAAACAGGAAGACUUUCAGAUAAUAAAGGAAGUUGUUCUGGGCUGCCUGCUGGACUUUCUGCCACAAGGAGUCAACAAGGACAAAAUCACAGCUCUCACUAUGAAAGAAGCUUAUGUGCAGAAAAUGGUCAAAGUCUUCACUGAGCAUGACCGCUGGAGCCUCAUCUCACUCUCCAACAACAGUGGCAAAAACGUGGAGCUCAAGUUUGUCAGCUCUCUGCGGCGACAGUUUGAAUUCAGCGUGGACUCCUUCCAGAUCAUCCUGGAUACUAUGUUGGAGUCCUACCUUGAGGCUGAGAGAAGAGAGGCAGCGCAACGCAAGGAGAAGGAACAUGUCACAGUGGUGGCGGAAAGCAUGUAUGGAGAUUUUGAGCAAGCCAUGGACCACUUGCGCUACAGGCUAAUUGCAACACGCAAUCCCGAGGAGAUCCGAGGGGGUGGCUUGCUCAAGUACAGCAACCUAUUGGUUCGGGACUUCAAGCCUGCCAGUGAGACUGAAAUUAAAACAUUAGAACGCUACAUGUGCUCCCGUUUUUUCAUUGACUUUCCAGACGUGAACGAGCAGCAAAGGAAGAUUGAGUCUUAUCUGCGCAACCACUUCAUCGGCGAAGAGAAGAGCAAGUACGAUUACUUGAUGACGUUGCGGCGGGUGGUCAAUGAGAGCACCGUGUGCCUGAUGGGCCAUGAGCGGCGACAGACUCUCAACAUGAUUACCAUCCUUGCUCUGAAGGUCCUGGGGGAGCAGAACAUCAUCCCCAACACCAACAACGUCACCUGCUACUACCAGCCUGCUCCGUACAUGGCCGACCACAACUUCAGCAACUAUUAUAUUGCCAACGGACAGUCCCCCCUUAUAUAUCACCCCUAUCCUCUACACAUACACAUGCAGACUGGACUGGUUUAGCACUGAACCUGAUCUAUACAUGGGAAGCUGCCACUGGGCAGAACCAUAACCUCCUGCAAGUUAAAACGGCCACCACAAAUAAUAAAAUCCUCAGCAUGAGAAAGUCCCAGCACUUAAUUGGACAAAAUCCCAGCUUGAGUGCUUUAAACUUAGAAAAAGGGAAAUCAUGUACAUAAAUCAGGGACUGACAGUGGUUCUGGCUGCCAAUAGACUCACUCUGCAAAUCCUGGGGACCAUAUCUGUUCCUGGAUUCAUAGUCAGCUUUUGUUGGGAUCAGCACAGUCAAUGAUAAUUGGGAAUUGAACACACGAAAACAGUUAAAGACUAUUGCACUAGCAAAAUCCACAGCUACCAGUGAGAGUGCCUGGCACAUUGAAAACAUAAGGGUAGAAAAAAGAGAACACAGUGAAAGGGAUGUUUGGAGAAAAUGGUAAUUAACUACAGAAUCUUCUUUUACUUCGGCCAUGUAAGAUGUUUAAAAUGUAAAAUAUACGCUGAACUUGGGAUUGCUAAUUUGGCCAGUUCUACAAUUCUCUUAUCAGGGGACCAUAGUAAAUAUUUUAGCAUCAAUUUAUUUUUGGAGUAUCUUGCUUGUAAUGCUGUAGAGUCAUGAAAGACGUGCAUUAAAUUGCAUUGCCAAAAAAAAAAACAAAAAAAACAAACAAAAACAAAAUUAGAUAAAGAAUGUGCCAAUUUUUACACAUUUCUCUCUGCACUACAGUGCCAAAACUGUGCAUGGAAAGUAGUCAUGGUGUA
This is a messenger RNA of Colossoma macropomum (tambaqui), 2113 nucleotides long. RefSeq names its product terminal nucleotidyltransferase 5C-like. The coding region runs from base 167 to 1357 and encodes 396 amino acids. Lineage: Eukaryota; Metazoa; Chordata; Actinopteri; Characiformes; Serrasalmidae. Gene Ontology annotation, biological process: mRNA stabilization. The record is from RefSeq and is a predicted model, not a curated record. The transcript is spliced from 3 exons. Gene Ontology annotation, molecular function: poly(A) RNA polymerase activity; RNA binding.